This is a messenger RNA of Hylaeus volcanicus, 911 nucleotides long. RefSeq lists its product as uncharacterized. NCBI's taxonomy places the organism in Eukaryota, Metazoa, Arthropoda, Insecta, Hymenoptera, Colletidae. Gene Ontology annotation, biological process: late endosome to vacuole transport via multivesicular body sorting pathway. The transcript has 8 exons. Gene Ontology annotation, cellular component: multivesicular body. The record is from RefSeq and is a predicted model, not a curated record. Bases 103 to 855 code for a protein of 250 amino acids.
UCUUUUUUUUUUGUAUAAUAAAACACUUAGUGUAGACAGAAAGUGGCUAAGGCUGAAAGAGCAGUGCAUGUUUCAAAAACUAAUAAAUGCUUUUCAAAGUCUAUGAUUCCCUUACAAACGAUCAAACCUCCUGGUCUGUGUGAUACAAAAAAGCAAUAUCAUCAAUGGGAUCCUUACAUUUGUCGAGCCAAUGAACUCGAGGCGGGAGCUCCACAUAUCGCCUUUUUUAUACGAAAGUAUGUCGUUGAACGUCUCAACACUUUCAAAGAAGAUUUUCAGACAGAACCAGAAAUGGAAACAUUAUUUCUCGAACAAUUAAAUGCCGCUGAAAAGCUUAGUCAAUUUGUAGACAAGGAUAAAGGAAGACAAAUCUAUCGAGAUUUUUGUUUCUGUGUAUUUAAAAAGGCUUAUGAUGAAGAACUAGAAAACGCUGCUAAUUGGUUUCAUUUUUAUGUCGCUGCCUUGCUAUUAGACACACUCAAGCAGUUUGGUCCGUUAGAUUCUUUUGCAAAAAAAAGAAGAGACUACGCCAAAAUGAAAGCCGUGGAUUUAAGCAAAAAAUUGGGUAAUUGUUCCCCGAAAUUUUCUAAAGAACUUGAACAGGACAACAACCAAAGCAUUCAUAACACUUCGCCAAUUGUAUCAUCGCCAAAAGAGUUAGUUACGGAUACUCUAGUAGAUAGUACGCUUGCACAAGAUUAUUUGACAAAGGGAAUUGAUGAAGAAACAUUACAAUCAAUUAACAACGCGAAAGAGAGUGUUAAAAAUUCUUUAGCAGCAUUAAGUUUUUAUGAUGUUAAUGACGCUAUUCAACAUUUAUCUCAAGCAUUACAUUAUUUAAAAGAAAAACAAUAAUUUCACUUAUUAAACGAUAUUUUUUAAUAGCAUGAGCUUUUUAAAGGAAUUAAUAC